CUUCACAUCCAUCCAGCUGCCUGCUUAACAGCACUCAUCGCAACAUGUCGGCCUUCACACCGUUCUCCCCGCAGCACGUCUUCUCGAUAUACCGUCGCGCUCUGCGCACGACCCUCUCGUGGACCAUCCGCAGAGACAUCUGGCGACAGGAGGCCCUCCAGAUCCGCGCCCAGCUCGAGUCAAACAAGGAUGUUAUCGAUCCUCGUAAGAUCAGAGAACUCAUCACCGCCGCUGAGUUGAAGCUGCGUGCAGGCAGACACCCUGAUCCUUAUAUCCCGCCCUCGCGCCCUGGUGGAUCCAAGUACGAGCGCAACUUCCCUCCCUCCUGCGAGCCGCCCAUCGAUGGACCCUACUAAACCCCCCUCAUCCUCAUCCAAACCCGCCGGCAGUCAUCUCACCAUCAUCUCAUCAUAUCCCGACCGACCGACACCCACCGCCAUCCAACCCUCACCUGACCUGGUCCCGGCAUCCCACCUUCAGUCUCACCGGGUGAACUGUGGUGGGAUCUUACUCGACUCUGGUUUCCUUUUUUUGUUGUUGCUUUAGUUAUCGCAUUUGUAUGUAAUUUACGGGAAAUUUAUUGAAUAAACAGAUAGACUCAUUCUUUCGUUCUGUAUAUCAAGAGCUGCUAGAUAUUGCUCUUCCUAGCUUCUCUACUCUUUUUGCUACAAGUAUUAUUAUCGACUUGUAUCAGCAAGCAAUCAGAAUUUUCAG
This is a messenger RNA of Myxozyma melibiosi, 714 nucleotides long. RefSeq lists its product as uncharacterized. The record is from RefSeq and is a predicted model, not a curated record. Gene Ontology annotation, biological process: mitochondrial electron transport, NADH to ubiquinone. NCBI's taxonomy places the organism in Eukaryota, Fungi, Ascomycota, Lipomycetes, Lipomycetales, Lipomycetaceae. Bases 45 to 356 code for a protein of 103 amino acids. The transcript is spliced from 4 exons.